Messenger RNA from Fusarium coffeatum, 810 nucleotides. RefSeq lists its product as uncharacterized. The coding region runs from base 1 to 810 and encodes 269 amino acids. NCBI's taxonomy places the organism in Eukaryota, Fungi, Ascomycota, Sordariomycetes, Hypocreales, Nectriaceae. The transcript has 2 exons. The record is from RefSeq and is a predicted model, not a curated record.
AUGAAGUUCACCAACGCCAUCGUCCCUCUCCUCGCCUCAUGGGCAGCGGCGCAGCAUGUCGAAAUCCAAAUCGGCGACUCAGCUGCCCUGAGUAUCACCCGUCAGAUCUCCGAGGCCGAAAAGAACGGCGAGCAUGAACGCGCCGCCGAGCUCCGAACUCUCAUGAACAUGGCCUCCCCUCCUAAAGAGCGAGUUGAAUGGAAGACCGAAUGUAGCGUCAGCUCCAACUUCGAAGCAGAGAUCUAUGCCGUUCCCAGUCCAUCCGACGCCCCCAAAGAAAUCGCCUGGGCAAUGGAUUACCUCGACAUGUACUGGAGGACCGAUGCGGGUGGUGACCUUCCUUACCCCGGUGACUUCGACCAGUUCAUGCAUCCUGAUGGCUUUCGGGUUAUCCGUGUCGAUUAUAAGGAUUUACCUUGGGCUGUGCGCAAGUAUCGUGAAGAGCUUCUCGCACAGGGUACGAAGAUGGAACGCAAAUUUAUUGCCGAGAAGGACGGUGUUGCAUUCUUUGCUCCUGGUGUUGUUACGUGGUUGGCGCCACUGUUUGCGGGAGCUGAUGUCAAGCCUGGCAAGAAUGCUUGCGAGGAUGAAAUUGUCAACUUUAACAACUGGUACCCCGGGCCUGGUCCAUCUGACGAUACCAAGUUCUCUUUCAACUUUGGUGGUAGGAUGCAGGUUGGUAACUCGAUCGCGAUUCAAGUCAAUGCUCGAAAGCUUGUCAACGAAGGCCCUGAAAAGAAGAUGGAGAAGAAGGUUAAGCAGGUUGUUGAGGAAGCCGUUGAGGUCGAGGACGAGCCUAGUGACCUAUAA